UCAGAGUCAAUACCUUAACAAUAUAUCUCUGUAUUUGCUCUACAGCUCUCUCACAAUACUAAACAUACUUGACUAUUUAGGCAUAGUUGAGCUUCAGUUAAGAUCAAGGGCCAUGCCAACAUUAUUGUUUCUAUUUUUUUAUCUCCUUUUGGGGACUUUUCACACAGCUGAAGCUAGAAUUAGACAUUACAAAUGGGAUGUAAAGUAUGAAUUUAGGUCCCCUGAUUGCUAUAAGAAGCUUGUUAUCACCAUUAAUGGCAAGACUCCAGGACCCACCAUCCAGGCACAGGAGGGUGAUACUGUUGUCGUUGAAGUUAAAAACAGUUUGGUGACAGAAAACCUUGCCAUCCACUGGCAUGGGAUUAGACAGAUUGGAACUCCUUGGUUUGAUGGAACAGAAGGGGUAACUCAAUGUCCCAUAUUACCUGGAGACACAUUCCUUUAUCAGUUUGUUGUUGACAGGCCCGGUACAUAUCUUUACCACGCUCACUAUGGAAUGCAAAGGGAAGCAGGGUUAUAUGGAAUGAUUCGUGUGGCGCCCCGUGAUCCUGAACCCUUUGCUUAUGACCUUGACCGAAGCAUCAUUCUCAAUGAUUGGUAUCACCAAAGCACUUAUGAACAAGCUGCUGGAUUGUCUGCAAUUCCCUUUCAAUGGGUGGGGGAACCUCAGUCACUUCUGAUUCAUGGAAAAGGAAGAUUCAACUGUUCAACGUCUCCAAGCUCAAAUACUGCAAUUUGCAACACGUCAAAUCCUGAAUGCUCUCCCUUUGUACAGACUGUGAUCCCAGGCAAAACAUACCGACUAAGAAUUGCUAGCUUGACUGCUUUGUCAGCACUUAGUUUCCAAAUAGAGGGCCAUAACAUGACCGUGGUUGAAGCAGAUGGUCACUAUGUUGAGCCUUUUGAAGUUCAAAAUCUCUUCAUAUAUUCUGGUGAGACCUAUUCGGUUCUCGUGAAAACUGAUCAAGACCCAUCAAGGAACUAUUGGAUCACUUCAAACGUGGUAAGUAGAAAUAGAACCACCCCACCUGGGUUGGCCAUUUUCAACUACUACCCUAACCAUCCAAAACGAUCCCCUCCAACGGUUCCACCUUCUCCUCCUGCUUGGGAUGAUGUAGUGCCAAGGCUGGCUCAAAGCAAUGCCAUCAAAGCACGCCAAGGUUACAUACACAAACCUCCAACAACCUCGGAUAGAGUUAUAGUGUUCUUGAACACACAAAACAACAUAAACGGUUAUCGACACUGGUCGGUUAACAAUGUCUCUUUCACACUCCCUCAUACCCCAUAUCUUAUUGCUCUCAAAGAGAACAUAACCGAUGCAUUCAACCCCACUCCUCCCCCUGAUGGCUAUGAUUUUGCUAAUUAUGACAUUUUUAAUGUGUCCAAAAACGUUAAUGCCACUUCUAGCAAUGGGAUUUAUAGGCUGAAGUUCAACACAACGGUGGAUAUUAUACUUCAAAAUGCUAAUACCAUGAACGUAAACAACAGCGAGACACAUCCGUGGCAUCUUCAUGGGCAUGAUUUUUGGGUUCUUGGGUAUGGGAAGGGUAAGUUUGAUGUGAACAAUGAAACUAAAAAUUAUAAUUUGGUGAACCCCAUUAUGAAAAACACCGUGCCAGUGCACCCAUUUGGAUGGACUGCUUUGAGGUUUAGGUCGGAUAAUCCUGGUGUGUGGGCUUUCCAUUGCCAUAUAGAGUCUCACUUCUAUAUGGGCAUGGGAGUGGUUUUCGAAGAAGGAAUAGAGAGGGUUGGGAAGUUGCCUUCAUCCAUUAUGGGGUGUGGUGCAACCAAAGGUUUUCAUAGGCCCUGAUUAAUUGAAAGCAAUGUGUCCAAUUAAGAGAAACAUCGUGACAUGUAUUUUUUUAUUUUUUUAAAGAAAUAUGUGUAAGUAUUAUGCAAAUUGUGCCUUCAUUGUUAUAGGUUGUAAAAUAGUAAUUGUACCAGUUCCUGGUUAUAGCAGAUGAGAAAUUAUAUUUUUUUUAAAUGCACAAAAUUGACUUUAUAAUGGUCAACAAUGAGAUACUAAUUAACUUCUUUGGAUC
Molecule: messenger RNA, 2042 nt
Organism: Abrus precatorius (Indian licorice)
Lineage: Eukaryota; Viridiplantae; Streptophyta; Magnoliopsida; Fabales; Fabaceae
Product: L-ascorbate oxidase
Exons: 5
Coding region: 113-1810 (565 amino acids)
Cellular component (GO): extracellular region
Molecular function (GO): oxidoreductase activity; copper ion binding
Source: RefSeq, a predicted model, not a curated record